Messenger RNA from Hyphopichia burtonii NRRL Y-1933, 1401 nucleotides. RefSeq names its product Tim54p (gene TIM54). Gene Ontology annotation, cellular component: intracellular membrane-bounded organelle; cytoplasm; membrane. The transcript has a single exon. Gene Ontology annotation, biological process: sphingosine biosynthetic process. The record is from RefSeq and is a predicted model, not a curated record. Bases 1 to 1401 code for a protein of 466 amino acids. NCBI's taxonomy places the organism in Eukaryota, Fungi, Ascomycota, Pichiomycetes, Serinales, Debaryomycetaceae.
AUGUCGGAGAACCCUAAGAAUGGUGAUGUGCCACCGGAGAAGCCAGCAGCACCUGUUGAGCCAAGUAAGGCCAGCACGCCCCCUAAGAAAGGGUGGUCGAAUCCAGCAUUAAGGAUGAUGGGGAUUCCACGAAUCAGUUUACCACUGAGAAAUUGGAUGAUAUUCUGGACAUUAUUGGCUAGUAUCGGAGGAGGCAUUGCUUACGAUAAGUACGAACAGAAGAAGAUUCGCGAGAAAUACGUUAAUAUGGUUAAGCAUUUGGGAGAAGAGGUUUAUGAAAAUGAUAGAAUACCUAGAAAAUUGACCAUUUUCAUUGCGCCUCCACCGAAUGAUUAUUUGGAUGAGUCAUUAAAGAUUUUCAGGAAAUAUGUCAAGCCAAUAUUGAAUUCCGCAGCUAUAGAUUAUGAAGUAUACACUGAAAAUAGACAAGGAGAUAUAAGAUCACAAGUAGCUGAAAAAAUUAGACAAUUAAGAAAAGAAAGAGGAGGAAUCAAAGAAGAAACACCCGAAGAAAGCAGUAAGAAACCUAUAUUGGCAUCGCCUUGGCCUGUUCCAAGUCAACAACCGAGCGACGACGAAGAAGGACCAAUGAAGAGUCGCUAUGAAUUAUACGACAGCAAAGAUAUAUUAGGACUUUAUAAGGUAUUAAACCCAAUCCAGCCUAAACGAGAUGAUGAGAUUGAUUAUGAAAAGGCUGGCGGGGUUAUCUGUAUUGGACGAGGCACAUAUAAAGAAUAUAUGACUGGGGUUCAUGAAGGGCUAUUAGGGCCAUUAUUCAAACCAAAUCCAUUACCGGAGCCAGUUGAUCCAGUUAAACCAAUUGAAAGCAAUGAAGAAAAGAUUGAUACUCCGGAAGAAAAGGCGAAGAAAGAUGAUUCAUUCGAACAACAUGAUGAAGAGGAAGAAGAAAACGAUAAAAGACAAGCGGUUGAAAAACCAUGGAUUAGACCUAAUCAAUAUAAAGAAGCCAGUUUAGCUCCGGAAUUAGAUAUGUCCACCAAGAUUCUCAAUAACAAGAGAGUCCCCGUCUUAUUCGAACAACCAAUGUACGUUUACCCAGUUCCUAACUUAUUAGGAUUUCUUAACAUGCCCCACAAAAUCUAUCGUUACUUCACCAAAAGAAGACUUGCGGAAGAAUAUGGACAAAGAACCUUAUCCAUCAUCUAUAACUUAACCAGAGAUUUCGAAUAUAAGGACCAAUUGAUGGCUAAAGAUGAAGAAGUCGACUGGCCCAAAAAAUGGGUGGAAAAGGGGAAAAGCAAAAACAGUGAAUGGGUGCAAGAAUUACAAGUUGACGAAAGAAUCACCACCAGAAUGAAAGUCUUCGAUCCACAAUUAAUUGACCAAAACUCCCAUCUAAUCAACCCUCUUUCAGUUAAAAAUCCCCCAAAAGAUAAUUGA